CUUCUUACUUUCUCCUCUCACCUGCCGUUUUGGCAAGUUUGUCGAGAUCCAAUUUGAUGCAAGUGGUCGAAUAUCUGGGGCUGCAAUUAGAACUUACCUUCUAGAGCGAUCUCGUGUUGUCCAGAUAACGGAUCCUGAGAGAAAUUAUCACUGCUUUUAUCAGUUGUGUGCAUCUGGAAUGGAUGCUGAGAAGUACAAAUUGAGCCAUCCUAGCGAUUUUCACUACUUGAAUCAGAGUAAGACCUACAACUUGGAUGGCGUAAGCAAUGCUGAGGAAUAUGUGAAGACAAGGAGGGCAAUGGAUGUUGUCGGAAUCAGUAAUGAGGAGCAGGAUGCUAUCUUUCGGACCUUAGCUGCCAUUCUGCAUCUUGGAAACAUAGAAUUUUCUCCAGGAAAAGAGCAUGAUUCUUCAGCUAUAAAAGACCAGAAGUCUAGUUUUCAUCUGGGAAUGGCUGCAAAUCUACUUAUGUGUGAUUUAAAUCUGUUGGUGACUUCGCUUUGUACUCGAUCAAUUCAAACCCAUGAAGGGAUCAUAAUUAAGGCCCUUGAUUGUGCUGCUGCUGCUGCAGGGCGAGAUGCUUUAGCCAAGACUAUAUAUGCUCAGUUAUUUGAUUGGCUUGUUGAGAAGAUCAAUAGAUCUGUUGGGCAAGAUCCUGAUUCGAGAAUUCAAAUUGGAGUUCUUGACAUAUAUGGAUUUGAAUGCUUUAAGCAGAACAGCUUUGAACAAUUCUGCAUCAACUUUGCAAAUGAAAAGCUUCAACAGCAUUUCAAUCAGCAUGUAUUCAAGAUGGAGCAGGAGGAAUAUCAGAGAGAAGAAAUUAAUUGGAGUUACAUUGAAUUUAUUGACAACCAAGAUGUUUUGGAUCUAAUAGAGAAGAAGCCAAUAGGGAUAAUUGCUUUGUUGGAUGAAGCUUGGUAUAUAACAAGUUCUUCCUUCUAUAUUGUAUGUUUCCUAAAUCAACACAUCAGACGUUUUCAAACAAGCUGUUCCAAAACUUCCGGGGCCAUACACGACUUGAAAGAGCAAAAUUUUCUGAAACAGAUUUUACUGUCUCUCAUUAUGCUGGCAAGGUUACUUAUAAGACAGAGACAUUCUGAGAUAAAAAUCGGGACUACAUUGUUGCAGAGCACCGUAAUUUAUUAUAUUCUUCGAAGUGCACAUUUGUUGCUGGCUUGUUUCCUCCUUUGGGAGAAGAAUCUUCAAGAUCUUCAUACAAGUUUUCUUCGGUGGCUUCUCGGUUUAAGGUACAAAGCUUCUUCAGAAACUGUUAGCUGCUUUAUGAAUUGUUGAAAAUUUUCUGGUGAAAAUGAAUUCAAUUGGUUUGUAA
Molecule: messenger RNA, 1328 nt
Organism: Ipomoea triloba (trilobed morning glory)
Lineage: Eukaryota; Viridiplantae; Streptophyta; Magnoliopsida; Solanales; Convolvulaceae
Product: myosin-15-like
Exons: 11
Coding region: 179-1291 (370 amino acids)
Biological process (GO): actin filament organization; vesicle transport along actin filament
Cellular component (GO): actin cytoskeleton; myosin complex; vesicle
Molecular function (GO): ATP binding; actin filament binding; microfilament motor activity
Source: RefSeq, a predicted model, not a curated record